GUAAACAUGGCGGCGGUCAGUAAGAUAGCCUACAGCUGCUCCGAGAUCGGUCAUACGUGGAGCCCGUCGUGUGUUCAGGCUGCGGUGGACGUGACCAGCGGGGCUCUGGAGGUCUCCUUCAAAAUAUACGCCCUUCUUUACCUGAUAGCAGCCAUUCUACGGAGGAGGAAGAAGGAUUAUUAUUUAAAAAGGCUUCUCCCAGAGAUCCUGAGGUCCACAUCGUUCCUGACCACCAAUGGAGGUCUUUACAUCGUGUUCUUCUGCAUCCUCAGGAAGCUGUUGGGGGGGUUCUACUCAUGGUCCUCUGGGUUUGGUGCAGCGCUGCCUGCAUCCUACCUGGCCAUCCUCCUGGAACGCAAGAGCAGGAGAGGGCUUCUGACAAUAUACAUGGCCAAUCUUGCCAGCGAGACUUUGUUCCGCAUGGCGGUGACUCGAGGUCUCGUCAGACCCAUCAAACAUGGCGAGGUGCUGCUGUUCUCCAUAACGGCAUCAAUCUUCAUGUUCCUCUUCAGGAGUAAAGAUGGUCUCAAAGGGUUUGCGUUUUCUGCAUUAAAGUUCAUUAUUGGGAAAGAAGAGAUUCCAACUCAUUCUAACGUGGCAGAAACUCUCGGCACAAGUCGCCUCGAGAGGACGGCUGCUGUAGAGAGCGAGUGUUUACAGACAUCAGCAGAACGGCUCAGCCUCAGGAGGACAACUGUGACGGCCUACACCAGGGAGCUGCUGAGGUCCCUAUGCAAAAGGGGUCCAAGGCACAGAUGUUGUAAACAUUACCAGGACAACUGCAUUUCCUACUGUGUCAAAGGUUUUAUCAGGAUGUUCAGUAUCGGCUACCUCAUCCAGUGUUGUCUUAAAGUUCCCUCAGCCUUCAGGCAGAUGUUCUCCAAACCCUCGUGUCUGCCCUCCGUCUUCUACAACAAAGAGAACUUCCAACUUGGAGCCUUUCUAGGCUCUUUUGUCAGUAUUUAUAAGGGAACAAGCUGCUUGUUGCGCUGGGUGCGUAACAUAGAUGAUGAGCUCCAUGCACUGAUAGCUGGCUUCCUGGCUGGUAUCUCAAUGUUUUUCUACAAAAGCACAUCUAUAACCAUGUAUCUCUUCUCUAAGCUGGUGGAGACCAUGUACUUCAAAGGGAUUGAGGCUGGCCACUUCCCGUACUUUCCUCAUGCAGACACAGUUAUUUAUGCCGUUUCUACAGCUAUCUGUUUCCAGGCCGCAGUGAUGGAAGUGCAGAACCUCCGGCCUUCAUACUGGAAAUUCCUCCUGCGUUUAACUAAGGGCAGAUUUGCUCUGAUGAACAGGGAGUUGCUUGAUGUGUUCGGGACUCAUGCAUCCAGGAACUUUAAAGGCUUUGUGCCCAAACUGGACCCUCUGCACGCCACAGUGCUCGGACAAACGGUGCUUCCACCUGGAGGUGACGUCCAGCUCGGGUGA
This is a messenger RNA of Nematolebias whitei (Rio pearlfish), 1428 nucleotides long. It is a transcript of the gene tmem135, whose product is annotated as transmembrane protein 135. NCBI's taxonomy places the organism in Eukaryota, Metazoa, Chordata, Actinopteri, Cyprinodontiformes, Rivulidae. Bases 7 to 1428 code for a protein of 473 amino acids. The transcript is spliced from 15 exons. The record is from RefSeq and is a predicted model, not a curated record.